AUGUCCUUGCUACCCGACCAAACGGUGCGCGUCAAUCGAGCUGACGUGGGCGUACAAGUCAAUAACAGCGCCACUGUCGCCGAUCAGGCCGCAGCCAGCGGGAGACAACCUCCUGCGGACAGUGCGUCUGCACUGCUGGAUGAACUUAUUCAGAUUUUAGAGAAAGAUGUGGAAGAGAGUAGCGAGAUGUGCAGUGAUUUGCAACAAUACAGGCUUGAGGGCACUGAAGUGAGGCAGCAAUCUGCCGAAGUCCUACAGCCCGCCUCACAUUCGGUAAGUGUGCCAAAUGCAGCAGGAGAGCGUGAAGUAGAGCAGGACAGUGCGGAUGGGCUGUUUGCCAAUUAUUCGGCUUGCUCACGUCUGAGCGAUAGUGAGGCCAGUUUGAGGGAAUUCGAGGAACUUGAGAAGACCAUCGAACUGAUGGAAGCCUCCAGUUCACAGCCCUCGAGAGAGAGGCCGGUAGUUCGUCAGAGAAUAAGGGCAUCUACACCGGCUGUACAGUCAGUCGUUUGCGGUGAAGGCAAGGCUAAGGCGACUGCUCUACCGUAUGAGAAUAAGUUUUGGAUUGGCUGUGGAGCGGACAAUCUGAAGGUCUUUAGGAAUCCAAAGGACCGACGCAUAGAGUCAAUUGCGCGCCUCAGUGGAUGCCGCAUAACGUUGAGAGAAAACAAACGAAGAAACGCACUGGGUCAAUGGCAACAACUGGUGGUUGUUGAAUCGGCAUCGGAAAUGGGUCUGAAGAAGUGCACGAAUAUGUUGGAUGAGAAAUUUCCUGCUUUCAAAGCCAGUUCGGGACGAAUGAACUGUAAGUUGGACUUCCGGUGA
Spirometra erinaceieuropaei is the source of this 825-nucleotide messenger RNA. The record is from the annotation of a GenBank genome assembly. Lineage: Eukaryota; Metazoa; Platyhelminthes; Cestoda; Diphyllobothriidea; Diphyllobothriidae.